AUGACACAGGCAACUGUAGCUUGUCGCACUGUCUGCUUGGCUUUUGCAGUGAGGGUCUUGCAGUGUUUGUUGAAGCUCAACCUCCGGUCAAACCAGAUGCCUAGCCAACGCGUUGCACCGCCAGGAGGGGGAGGUGUGACUUUCAGUUUUACUGAAGUCAAAUUUUUCCUCCAAGGAAGGGGAGGCCACCAGUUGGCAUAUGUCGUCAGCAUAUCCAAAGCGGCCACGUCGGGUGCAGACUGA
Aspergillus chevalieri is the source of this 243-nucleotide messenger RNA. RefSeq lists its product as uncharacterized. The transcript has 4 exons. Lineage: Eukaryota; Fungi; Ascomycota; Eurotiomycetes; Eurotiales; Aspergillaceae. The record is from RefSeq and is a predicted model, not a curated record. The coding region runs from base 1 to 243 and encodes 80 amino acids.